Molecule: messenger RNA, 2289 nt
Organism: Blastomyces dermatitidis ER-3
Lineage: Eukaryota; Fungi; Ascomycota; Eurotiomycetes; Onygenales; Ajellomycetaceae
Exons: 3
Coding region: 477-1493 (338 amino acids)
Biological process (GO): fungal-type cell wall organization
Cellular component (GO): plasma membrane; cell cortex of cell tip
Source: RefSeq, a predicted model, not a curated record
UUUAUAUAUAUAUAUGCAGCAAGCCAGCUCCGUCACCAGCUUCAACCCAGCAUCUGUUGUUUUAUACCCUUUACUUUCCCUCUUUUGUUUACUCUUGCAUCCAGCGCUCGUUAAUCUUGUAUACCCUGCCUGCUGCGUUGUGGCUGUUCCUGUUGUGCCUGUCCUGUCUCCUCUGUCUGUCCUGUGCUGCUCGUACCCACCCACUCUCCCUGCUGCCAAUCUCUCGUGUUGGAUUCCUAGCGUCAGCCGCAGCAACGCAACAACAGCCUUAGUUCCGCCGCCGUGCCUUGCGUGUUCUAAUAAAACACUCGCUCGCCCGCCGCCCUGGUGUUGGAUUUCUUCCAUUCUCUCCCUCUCCCUCUCAUAUCUCUCUCCUCAAUUAUCGGCAUAACGAUACCUCAUUAACCUGUCAAACCCGUCAAACCCGUCAACCCUAUCAACCCCCUCCAUAUCGAUCCCUCUCGCCCUCCGUCACCAUGGGCAAAGGCGGUAGAAUAGCGUGUAUCUUCACGCCCUACCUCCUCUCAAUCGGCGCCCUAGUCUGUCUCGUCUUCGUCGGCUUGGGCGUGACAAACACAAAGGCUCCUCUCAAAAAUAUCUAUUUCGUCAAGGCAGACCUAAAAGACCUAGACCUCAACUCAAAGGGCAUCCCGAACGAACUCCUGCCCUUCACCAACAGCCUCCAACAAGCCGACGCCAGCGGCAACCUGCACGAUUUCUACCUCGUCGGCCUCUGGAACCACUGCUACGGCGAGUACGAGAACGGCGAGUUCAAGAUCGUUAGAUGCACCGACCGCAAGGCCAAGUACUGGUUCAACCCCAUCGACGAGUGGGAUCUCGAAGAUCUGGUCGAGGAUAAUAGCGACGACAAGUUCCUGCCCGAUAACCUGGACAAGGGCCUGAGCGCCUACAAGAAGGUUGCCGGCUGGAUGUUCAUCGCCUUCAUCGUGGCGUUUGUAGCGACCUGCGUCGAGUUGCUGGUUGGUAUCGCGGCUGUCUUUAGUCGCUGGGGUAGUCUGGUCGUUACCAUCGUGUCUGCUGUCUCCUCCGUCUUCUUCUUCGCCGCCGCCAUCACCGCCACAGCCAUGUACGCCGCCCUAACCGCCGCCAUCAACACCUCGCUAAAACCCUACAACGUCCACGCCACGCUGGGCAAAAACAUGUUCGCAACCCUCUGGCUCGGCGUCGCCUUCUCCCUCGCCUCAGGCGUCUUCUGGCUCUUUAGCGUCUGCUGCUGCUCCGGCCGCUCCCCCUACAGCCACUCCAACAACGCCGGCGGCGGCAUCGGUGGCGGCCGCCGCGGCACCCGCGGUGUCAGUGGCAUCACCGCUGAGAAGACUCCCUAUACGUACGAGCGCGUCUCGGACCCGUAUGGCGGCGCCGGCUCGACGACUGCGCCGUUCAUGCCUGCUGCGGCUGGUGGGCCCCCUGCUAAUGCGAAUGGGAGGGAUAUGGCGUAUGAGCCGUUCAGACAUCAUGAUGCGCGCGCGUAAGAGAGGUGUAUGGCGUGGGGAUUGUUUGUGGAUGGAUGGUUGGAUGCCAUGGUUGAGAUGAACAUGAGAUGAGAUGAGAUGAGAUGAGACGAGAUGAACGUUGUGUAGUUAUCGUUGUUGGGUUCGGGGUCUUGACUUGAUGUCUUGACCUAGCCCUCCUCCUUGUCGUGCUGCGCUGCCUUGCCCCCCCCCCUACUACCAAUAAACCCCCCUCCCCCUCCCCCUUCCCCCCGUAUGUACAUGUUUGCCCUGUGGGCGUGGGCGUGUGUUAUGUAUCUUGCAUGAAUACCUCCGCUUUUUGCACUGGAAACGGUGAGGAAGUUACGCAUGUAUAUUGACAUAUAUAUACACGCGGUUCCCCCCCUUUUGUUUUAAAUUAAGCCAAGAAAAAAAGAACCAAGGGGGGGUUCCGCCCCCCCCCCCCCCCCCCCCUUUGUAUCUUGCAUCCCGUCAUGUGAAAGCGAAAGAAAUUUAAUGUCCUUUUCUUUAUUUAUUUUCCUUAUUUUUCUCUUUCUCUUUUCCUUUUUUCUCUCUCUUUUUUUUUUUUACCUUGCUGUUUUUCCUUGAGCUGAGGACUCAAGUUACUUUACCGCCUCCCCGCCUCAAUUGUUUGCAUGUUAUGUUAUGUUAAAUAUACAUAUAUGUUUCUUAUUUCUCUAUUAUUUUAUACCUAUUUCAAAGUUUUUGAGUCUUCUGUUUCAGACUGUCUUUUUCUUUUCAUUUUUUGUUCAAAUAUGCAAUGUGAUUGAUAUUUGUGAAAAUAUAUAUAUAUAUAUAUAUAUAAAAUAUAGAUCUA